Impatiens glandulifera is the source of this 1710-nucleotide messenger RNA. RefSeq lists its product as uncharacterized. The coding region runs from base 1 to 1710 and encodes 569 amino acids. Lineage: Eukaryota; Viridiplantae; Streptophyta; Magnoliopsida; Ericales; Balsaminaceae. The record is from RefSeq and is a predicted model, not a curated record. The transcript has a single exon.
AUGGGAUACGCCAUCCCACUCGGGAAGAUCAUGCUUCACCACAACAUCAAUACCGGUCCUGGUGUUCUUCUUUCGUCAAGCAAAAUAAUAAGGUCCCGCCAAUUAAUGGAAAGGAAGAGCAACAGGAGGGUCUCUACGGGUAGCCGAAAGAAGAAGUCUGCUAGUAGGAAACCGUCUCCGGUAAAGGGAAGAUCCGGGAGCAAGAAGGACAAACAACCGAUAGAAUUCGAAGAUCCGCCCUGUGAAACGCAAAAUGAGGACGAUUCGGCCUCCAGCUCCGAACGAACGGCUUCACAUAAUACCGAAGAAAAUGAGUCCGGUAAAGGAAAAAGACCGAUAAACGAGGAACAAUCGGCCAGUCUUGAACAUGCCGAUACCGGUGCAAAGAGCCUUGGGGAGGAAAGAGAUCACGAUAACGACAACAACCAGGAGGUGGCCGAGAACAUCGUGCGCAGAAUCAUGGAGGAAAUCGAUCUGCAUGCUUACGAGGAAUCCGAAGUAUACUGUGAGUGGUUCCGGUACCGGUGUGACAAAUUCUACAAACAAAUGCUACCGGGCCUAACCGUUGGACAAAGAUUCGAAAGGUUGAUGGAGAUAGAGGAGGACGUCAUCAACCUAACAAAAGCUAAGGAUCCCAACGAAGCCUUAGAACGACACGCAAUAGUGGAACCGCUAGCCGAACAUAUUCGAAAACUAACAGAAAAGUAUACUCCGGGAACACCAAAGUCUCAACUACAACUCUUGGUGUUGGAGUUACUUGCGGUCAAGAAAGGAGAGUUCAUCGACAAAGUGGCGUGGCAUGAAGAGGUGCCCGAACAACAAGAUACAACGCACUCUCCGCCUCAUGAGAAUGUUGACGGUCAGAAUCCAGGCGAUACGUCUCCUUCAGCGGAUCAGACAAUCAACAUAACCGACGACAGGAUAGAGACUCCUCUCACCGACAAUCUUGAAUCUGCUCAAGUCCGGAAUUCAGAACCGGCCGUAACAGAAGAAAGAGUCAAGACUCUCAUUGAAGAGUUUGUCAACGACGCGGUUAAGCCAUGGAAGAGGAAAAUUAAGAAAGCCGUGGUUCAAGCAAUUAAGUUGGCCGAGACAACAAGGGAUGAUCUUGGCAAGGCGGACGAGCGGAUCACGUCGGUCGAAACCAACUAUGGUCAUGCCGAUGUUCUGUACGGCGCUCAUCUUAAGCGAACCAUAGCCUUGGAGGAUACGACUUCGAAGUUAGUGGAUGACCGGUCUCAAGAAGAGACCGAGCACCGGUUGACAAAGGUCGAUGAGGACCGGGGGAGGUCAAGUACCCAAGCCGGUUUAACACUUGACAGGUUCAUAAGUCUUGAAGAGAAGAAUGCAACCCUUGAGGAAAGAAACAUCAAGCUUGAGGCCGACUUCAAAGCGUUCACCGAACAGGUGACUGAGUUAAUAAAAGCCAAACUUGCUGCGGAUAAGGCAAUUGAGGAGGCGAAUGCCCUCGCGGCACGGCAAGUUCAAGUUGCGCUGGAUGAGGAAACACGGAAAAAGAAGGAGGCUGCGUGGUCUGAUGCAAACAUAGCCAAAGUGACGGCCAAAAAUCUGGCUCUCGCAAAAUCCAUAGCGGCCAAACAAGCAGAAGAGGCUAACCGGUUGAAGGCUCAACAGGAAAAAUACCACAAUUUCGAAAAGAUUCACAAGAAGUCCCAGGCGGCUCCUUCCUCUUCGGCUCCGGCAACAUGA